GCACGUUCCCGGAAGUAUCUCAACACGCUGUAUAUUAUGGAGAAAUAGUAGCUCUGUUUCUCACUAAAUCUCCGCUUCCAGGCGCAGAUGUGGAGCAGACUGCUGGGUCCUCGUGGGAUUGGUCGGACCGGUGUGUGUUGGAGGAGUUUGUUCACGAUGCAGCUGAAGACCAGUGAGUUCCAGUCUCUGUUCACUGAAGGCUUGAAUGGACUGACAGAGCUGUUUGCGAAGAACCAGUACGAGCUGCGGAUCGCCGGCGGCGCCGUGCGGGACCUGCUCUCUGGCAGGAGGCCCGAAGACGUGGACUUCGCCACCACGGCCACUCCAGAGGAGAUGAAGGUCAUGUUCCAGAACGCCGGCAUCCGCAUGAUCAACAACAAGGGAGAGAAACACGGGACCAUCACAGCCAGACUGAAUAACGAGAACUUCGAGGUGACCACGCUGCGGCUGGACGUCCAGACGGACGGGCGCCACGCCGAGGUGGAGUUCACCACCGACUGGCAGAAAGACGCCGAGCGGCGGGACCUCACCAUCAACUCCAUGUUUCUAGGUCUUGACGGCACCCUGUACGACUUUUUCCAAGGAUACGAAGACCUGCAGAACCGCAAAGUGCGGUUUGUCGGCAGCGCUGCCCGGAGAAUCCAAGAGGAUUACUUGAGAAUACUGCGAUAUUUCAGGUUUUACGGGAAGGUGGCGCUGGAGCCCGGCGAUCACGAGCCCGAGACGCUGUCCGCCAUCAGGGAGAACGGCCGCGGGCUGGCAGGGAUUUCCGGGGAGCGGAUCUGGGGGGAGCUGAAGAAGAUCUUGGUGGGGAACCACGCGGCGCAUCUGCUGGAGCUGAUUUACGAGCUGGAGCUGGCCCAGUACAUCGGUCUGCCUCCGGACGGCGACGUGGACGAGCUGAAGCGGGUCUGGCAGAACGCCAGAGCCCACUCCCCCAAACCCAUGACCGUCCUGGCCGCCCUGCUGCGCUCGCCCGACCAGGUGGAGAAGAUGGACGUGCGGCUGAAGCUGUCCCGGGAGGAGAAGAGCGGCGCCCAGUUCCUGGUCCGACACCGGCGGCAGCUCAGGAGGAGCGGCGGCGACUCGGACGGCCUCAAACCCUUCACCGACUUCAUCGUGGAUAACCGGGAGCUGGACACCCAGAGCAAAGUGUGCGAGCUGCUGAAGUACCAAGGCGAGGCCGAGCUGCUGUCGCAGCUCCGCGGCUGGUCCGUCCCCCGCUUCCCCGUCAGCGGCCACGACCUGCGCAGGGUCGGCGUCACCUCGGGGAAGGACAUCGGCGCCAAUCUGCAGAAGCUGCGCGAAAUCUGGAAGAAAAGCCGCUACCAGAUGGACAAAGACGAACUCCUGAGUCACGUGACGCCUUAGAUUCAUCGUUCGAGAGACAAUACUGCUGCAGAAAUCCUGUGGCUGCAUCACUCCUGCUCAGAGAAAGAAGAGAUGGAUGCAUCUUCAUUUGAAACGAUCCCUCCGUUUGUUUGCUUUGAGUUCGCUGCAGUUUGUGAAGGAGGUCAACAUCUGCUGGUCUCACCGAGCGUCCACUCGUUAGACCGUUAUCUCUGAAGAAGAGUUAGAACAGAGUGAAAUAUUCCAGCUGCGGUCGUUUGUUCUCAAAUAGUUCUUUCCACUUUCAGCUGCAGGAUGCAGAUGCAGUUCUGUGUUUUUCUCUUUUUAUUUAUAAAUCUAUAAAUUCUUUAUUUGAAAAACC
Messenger RNA from Salarias fasciatus (jewelled blenny), 1711 nucleotides. Its product is annotated as CCA tRNA nucleotidyltransferase 1, mitochondrial-like. Gene Ontology annotation, molecular function: nucleotidyltransferase activity; tRNA binding. Gene Ontology annotation, cellular component: mitochondrion. The record is from RefSeq and is a predicted model, not a curated record. Lineage: Eukaryota; Metazoa; Chordata; Actinopteri; Blenniiformes; Blenniidae. The transcript is spliced from 8 exons. Bases 88 to 1371 code for a protein of 427 amino acids. Gene Ontology annotation, biological process: mitochondrial tRNA 3'-end processing; tRNA 3'-terminal CCA addition.